Messenger RNA from Funneliformis geosporum, 1776 nucleotides. The record is from the annotation of a GenBank genome assembly. NCBI's taxonomy places the organism in Eukaryota, Fungi, Glomeromycota, Glomeromycetes, Glomerales, Glomeraceae.
AUGGCUCCUUCAAAAAUACAAGGCGAUGAUUCAGAGCGUAGUAAUGGUGCUGAUGGUGUUUCAAGUACACCAGGUGGUCUUAAUAUCUCCGCUGCAAAGGCUACUGCUGCUGUUAGUGUAAACAAAACGGAGAGUCAUAUAACCUCGUUUUCUGCCGCUGGGGAUCAUUUUUCAGGAAUGACUAUUCAUCAAGCAGCUCAACAAGGGAAUUUACAUAUUAUUAAAAGUUUAAUUGAAAAUGGAUAUGCUAAGGCUACAGAUAGAGACUCACAAAAUGUAACGGCUUUACAUUGGGCUGCUAUCAAUAAUCAAGUAGUUGUAGCAAAAUAUUUGAUCGAAAAUGGAGCUGAAAUCGAUGCUUUUGGUGGUGAUCUAGUUGCAACUCCUUUACAUUGGGCAGCAAGAAAUGGACACCUUUCAAUUGUAACCUUGUUGAUUAAUCAUGGAGCUGAUCCAAACUUACGAGAUUCUCAGGGAUUUAACGGGCUUCACCUUGCAACUCAUUCCUCUAAUACUAUGCUAGUUUUAUAUCUAAUAUAUCAAGAUAUGGACAUUGAUACUCCUGAUACGCUUCAACACACUCCUUUGAUGUGGGCUGCAUACCAAGGAGAUCCAUUGACAUUAGAUUUAUUUAUUAGACUUGGUGCUUCAAUCUCAAAGGUUGAUACUGCACACUUUACUCCUUUACAUUGGGCUGUUACCAAAGGAAAUCAAAUAUGUGUGAGAAAAUUAAUAGAAGCCGGCGCCGAUAUAAGUGCGAAAGAAGAAAAAGGAAAAUCUCCUGCGGACCUUGCUCGAGAAAUGAACGUUGAAAAGGUUUGGAAUAGAGCUUUAAGUGAAUCUGGAUGGACAAAGUCUGGGAAUAGAAAAAUUUAUUUAUUUGGUCAAGUUCUCAUAAGAGCACAUGUACCGGAUGCAAUGAUGAGAACUCCGUAUUUCUCGAGUUUAUUUCAAGCAAGUGCUUUUUGGGUUGCCGUUUUGACGGAUCCAGGAUUUGUUCCAAAAUUGACAGCUCGGGAAGAACAAAAAGAGUUGGUAAUCAACCUUGCAAACAAAGGAAUGUUGGAUGCGAGACAUUUAUGUAUUACAUGCUUGGUUAAUUUCUUGGGUGCUGCACCUGUAUAUGAUCCAAUCCCAUCCGAACCAUGUUUCUUAAAUGACACGAUAUGUGGAUUUUUCCAAUAUGACACAUGGACCAUGUCCUUGAGUAUUUGGUUAGCAUUACAACUCACAUGGACUAUUGGAUUGAUUUGUAUGCAGAGUUAUCAGAUUGCUACAGCAAAAACCACCAAUGAAAUGGCAAAUUUCCACCGAUAUUCAUAUUUUGGAAAUCGUAGUGGUGGAAAUGUUCGAGAACAAAUUAUGGCUACACUAGCUGCAGGACCAGGUGCAAGUAGAGCCGCACAAGUUGGAGAUCAUGGUGGAGAUGAUUUAACAGCUACUGAGGAUGGAACAGAUGAAGGAUUUGGCGAUCAUGCUCAUCAAAGACAUGGUCAUAAUCGAAACCAUCAUGAUAACCUUGGUCUUUUAAGAUUAUUUGGCGGAAAUAGUCAAAGGAAUUCUCACAAUGCUUAUAAUAGUUCCAAUGGAAAUCCAUUUGAUUUUGGAUGUUGGAAUAAUUGUGUGGACUUUUGGUCACAAGGUCAAGGUGGUAUGUUACAAAAUGUCGACUGGUAUGGACUUUUCGAUGUUCCUCUGGUUGAACGAAGAACUAGUAUGACUUCAAGAGGAACUGGCGGAUAUAUGGCUGUGAGAGGUGAAGAAGAAAUUGUAUAA